Oryza brachyantha (malo sina) is the source of this 2211-nucleotide messenger RNA. Its product is annotated as serine/threonine-protein kinase GRIK1-like. Gene Ontology annotation, biological process: intracellular signal transduction; protein phosphorylation. Lineage: Eukaryota; Viridiplantae; Streptophyta; Magnoliopsida; Poales; Poaceae. Gene Ontology annotation, molecular function: ATP binding; protein serine/threonine kinase activity. The transcript is spliced from 12 exons. The record is from RefSeq and is a predicted model, not a curated record. The coding region runs from base 369 to 1649 and encodes 426 amino acids. Gene Ontology annotation, cellular component: cytoplasm.
CUAACCGUCCCAACUGCGAGUCAGCGACGGCGACGCCCUCACGUUCCCAACGCACGCACCCCCGCGCCGGCGCCAAAACAACCCUCCCAGAAAGCCGAACCCUUCCGCUCCCUCGCGUCGCGUCGCGUGGCGUGGCGUAGCGUGCCGCAUCGCAUCGCAUCGUCGCGUGCGCCCUUCGCCCACCAUAGCCAGCCAGCUUGCCCCCGCCCCGCCCCGCCCCACCUCCGCUCCGCUUCGCUUGCCACCCCGUCCCAUCCAAACCCCGCAAAACCGCGACGAGGAGACCCGGCGCGGCACGGGGCGGAAGGAGCACGCCGCCGCGGGCGUUCCGGGCCACGCCGAGGGUUCCUGGUGCCUGCUUGAUCUGAAUGGCUGACCUGACCGACAUAGGCUGCUGUAGUUGUUUUGGCUUUUUAAGGAAGCCCAGGGUAUCUGUAAGUCGACCUCAGGAUGUUGAUGGCAUCCUAUCUGAAGAUCUGUUGAACCAUAAAUCUAUUGAAGAUCCUGAUGGAAGCUUCUACACCGGAGAUGACCCUGAUAGAAGCUUCUACGACAGGGAUGAUCUUGACAGAAGCUUUUGCAAUGGCGAUGACCCUGACAGAAGCUUCAAUGAUGGAGAUGAUCCUGAUCAUCUUUAUGGAAGUGAUGAUGGGCAGCCAAGGAAGAGAUCUGAAGAUAUUAUACUGGCAAGAGCUCAGAAUGGCUUUGCAUGUAGAGAAAGUCUAGUUAAGGAGACUAAAAAAGUAUUCCGCUCAGAGGAUGAAAAUGGCAGAAAGAUGGUCAACCAAUAUGUCCACUUGGGGAAGCUUGGUGCUGGAAGCUAUGGCAAAGUGGUUUUAUACCGAAGCAUGAAAGAUGGAAAGCGGUACGCAGUGAAGGUUUUGAAUAAAUCUUACAUGAUGAAAGUACGUGUUGUACGAUCAGAAACUGCCAUGACAGAUGUUCUUCGGGAAGUUUCAAUCAUGAAAAUGUUGGAUCAUCCCAAUAUAGUAAAUCUUAUUGAAGUGAUUGAUGACCCGAACGCAGAUAAAUUCUACAUGGUGCUCGAGUAUGUUGAAGACAAAAUGAUCUGUGGCGAUGGUUUAGGAGAAGCUACCUCCAAAAGUUACUUGCGUGACAUAAUCUCCGGUCUUAUGUAUCUUCAUUCUCAUAAUAUUAUUCAUGGUGAUAUUAAACCAGACAAUCUGUUGGUCACAAGCACUGGCAAUGUGAAGAUAGGGGAUUUCAGUGUUAGUCAAGUUUUUGAGGAUGAUGAUGAUUUGCUUUGGAGGUCUCCAGGCACUCCUGUUUUCACUGCACCGGAGUGCUGUCAAGGUUCAGCCUACCAUGGUCGGGCAUCUGAUACAUGGGCAGUUGGUGUUACUCUAUAUUAUAUGAUUUCUGGUCACUAUCCAUUUCUAGGAGAUACCUUGCAGGAAACUUAUGAUAAGAUUGUCAAUGAUCCGGUGCAAAUACCAGACAACAUGAACCCCCAACUUGCUGAUUUGCUGGAAAGGCUUCUUUGCAAAGAUCCAGCAAAUCGUAUCACCCUGCAGGCUGUAGCUGAGCAUCCUUGGGUUGCUGGGGACCAGGGGCCUGUUGUUGAAUACUUCUGCAGAUGUGGAUUUGGCCGGAGAAAGCGAGCUGAUUUACCGGGAGAUGUACAAUAGCAGAUCCUUAUUCACAGUUUAUCAUCCGAUGGUUUACAGUAGAUAGGCGAUAGUGUGUGGCAAAGCAAGAAAAUGAGAUGACUGACGAACCGUGUUACUUUUUUUUUGUGUGUUCUUUCUCCCUUUACCGAUUGACCUGUUGGUUCCUUGCCUCACCUCUGCAAAUUUUCGUGCUGAACCGAGGCGGGAGCUCGUGUUCCAUUUUUACUGUAGAUCAAUUUUGGCUGCUGAAACAUGUAAGCUUUUCAUUUGGUUGUUGAACCCAGUAUAGCAACCAUUCAUAGAAAAUAUAGUGCAAAAUUCUUUGUGAAGGCUGUAGCCCGUUCUGUCAAUUCAUGAGUAGGGAUGGGCGCGUGCCGAUCUGCGGGUGUCUAGCAAGAUUUAAUUCAUUCUUGUUGAACCGGAUUGGGUUAAGUGAUACCCAUAGGUCGGCCAGUGCAACCCCAUUGUUCAUGGCGAGUGAUGUCUAUUGUCCACAGAAAUUGCUGUAAGUUACUGCAUAUUUUCCGUGAGGAAGCGUACUGCAAUUACAGGCUAACAGCAUCUGACGGUGCAAUCGUGU